This is a messenger RNA of Lottia gigantea (owl limpet), 1704 nucleotides long. RefSeq lists its product as hypothetical. Gene Ontology annotation, molecular function: protein binding. The annotation marks the transcript as partial. The record is from RefSeq and is a predicted model, not a curated record. NCBI's taxonomy places the organism in Eukaryota, Metazoa, Mollusca, Gastropoda, Lottiidae. The transcript is spliced from 6 exons.
CUUCCUGUUAAAGGAUUGGUGAAAGAUAGUCAAUAUGUUUUCCGAGUUUUUGCUCGAAGUGAAAUUGGUUUGAGUGAACCGACUGAAUCUGAGCCUUUCACAGCUAAACACAUGUUUACUGUCCCUGGUCGUCCAGCGGCACCAGAAGUAACAGGAACCGACAAGAAAUCUGCAGCCUUAAAAUGGACCCCACCAGAAUCUGAUGGUGGUAGCCCAAUCACUAACUAUAUCAUUGAAUACCGACCUAAAGGAUCAUUUAACUGGACCAAGGCAAAUGAUUCCACAGUGCCUGAUACAACUUUCAGUGUGACUGGACUACGGGAGAAAUCUGAAUACCAGUUCCGUAUUUCUGCCGAGAACCGUGCUGGUGUUGGUGAACCAUCAGAACCAACUAAACCUGUUUUAGUUGAAGAACCAAUUGAUGUACCAAGUGAGCCACGAAAAUUCCAACCAACCGAAGUUACAAAAUCAUCAGUGACAUUAACCUGGGUACCACCAGAGAACGACGGAGGAAGCCCAGUAACUGGAUAUUUGAUUGAGAAGAAGACUAAAACCAGUCCACGAUGGACGAAAUGUAACAAGAGCCCUGUUCGUGAUACUAUUUAUACAGUCACUGAUCUGAUCGAGAAUGACGACUAUGAAUUCAGGAUCAUGGCAGAGAAUGCCGCUGGUGCUGGUAAAGCCACUCAAGCUAUUGGACCCAUUAAAGCUAAAGAUCCAUUCGCUGCACCCCAUCUCGAGUUCGAUAACAAAUUCCGUGACGUAGUGAAACUUCAAUCUGGCGCUACCCUGAAGAUUCCUGUCAAAUAUUCUGGCAUUCCCACACCAACUAUCACCUGGAGUAAGGAAGAAAAGGUAUUGAAGACUUCUGGAAGAGUAACAGUAGAUGUAAAAGAUACGACCACAACUUUGACUAUCAAGAAAAUUGGUGUAGAAGAUGACGGACUAUAUAUACUGAAGGCUGUCAACGAUGCCGGCGAGAUCUCAUCUAAAUUUGAUGUCGCUGUCAUUGAUGUACCUGGUAAACCAGAAGGACCAAUCACAGUGGAGGAUGUUCAACGUAAUGCCGUGACGUUGUCGUGGAAACCACCUAAAGAUGACGGAGGUGUGGACAUCAGGUCUUACAUCAUUGAACGUAAAGAAGCCAAGCGCACCAUGUGGACUAAAGCUGGUAGCGUUAACGGCGAGACCUUGACCUUCACACCAACUGGAUUACUUGAAGGCACAGAAUAUUACUUCCGUAUUUCGGCUGAAAAUGAAGUUGGAAUCUCGGAACCACUGGCCAUGGAUUCUCCUGUAACACCAAAGAGUCCAUUCGCUGCUCCAUCAGCACCAAUAGGUCCUCUGGAAGUAACAGAUAUACAGAGAGACAAUGCUACCAUUGCCUGGAAAGCUCCUGAAGAUGAUGGUGGUUCUCCCAUUACUGGUUAUAUCAUUGAGAAGAGAGACACCAAGAGAAAUAACUGGUCUAAAGUUGGUAAAGCACCAGCAGGAUCAACAGAAUACAAUGUACCUGGUUUGAUCGAGGGUACUUCUUACUAUUUCCGAGUUAUUGCAGAGAACAAGGCUGGACAAAGUGAUCCAUUAGAAACUGAGAAACCAGUCACAGCCAAGAGUCCAUUUGGUAAGUGGAAUGAUUCACAUAACAAGUCUUUGUGUCGACCUUGCCUUAGUAAUUUGUGCCCUUAUUCCCGUUUUGAUUAA